Neltuma alba is the source of this 1169-nucleotide messenger RNA. Its product is annotated as surfeit locus protein 2-like. The transcript has 6 exons. The record is from RefSeq and is a predicted model, not a curated record. Lineage: Eukaryota; Viridiplantae; Streptophyta; Magnoliopsida; Fabales; Fabaceae. Bases 55 to 801 code for a protein of 248 amino acids.
UAGGUCUUUUGUGCAGUGCUUCUGGCCUUCGGGAGGGACAACGAGGCGCGAGCCAUGGCGAUGGCUGAAGAGAAGGCGGGUAAGGAAGGUUUUGAGCUGCUGGGCUCGCCGACCUUCAAUGAGCUGGAGAAUGGUCGCUUCAGAUGCGUUGAAACUGGACAUGAACUGUUCGCCAAGGACAUGGACUCCUACUCUCACAGCAAAAAGUGCCGAUUAGGUCUCAUUGACUUUGCGUUGUCCCAUAAUAAGCCCCCUUGCAAUAUGUUCAAGCAAGACCCACUCUCCCGUUCAAAGUUGAUAUGUAAAUUGACUGGAGACACCGUCAACAAGUCAGAGGAACAUAUCUGGAAGCAUAUGAAUGGGAAAAGAUUUCUCAAUAAACUAGAGCAAAAGGAAGCGGAGAAGUUGUCAUGUGAUGGAAUGGAAGAAGAAGAGAGCAAACCAAGGCCACUAAGUGCAGAUGGUGGGAAGACGGAUAAGAAAAAGAAGAAGAAGAAGGAGGACAAGGACAUUGAAGAUAUCAAACCUGAAGUACGGAAGUCUUCUAAUGAGGACAGUGACUCUGAAGAGGCAGAAUUCUGGAUGCCUCCUGUUGGAGAUCGCUGGGACUUUGAUGAUGGAAGAGAUCGGUGGGGUUCAGGAACAGAGUCGGAGCAGGAAAGUGAAGAGGCCAAUGAAAUCGAUGGGAAUUCCAAGGAUUCGGAAGAGCUAUCUUCUCGGACAAAAAGAAUGUCUAUAGAAAUAGGACCCAGUAGCUUUGCCUCAAGGAAGAAGAAAAGUAAGAAGGACCUCCAAAGCUAGUAUCGGCUGGUAAUAUCAGUUUUGUGGCUGUGCUGUAUAGCAUGGAAGAUGUAGGACUGGGCUGACAGUCCAUAAACUAAAUUAUGUCAAUGGAGGUUAUAAGCUUGAACGAAUAGAAAGUAACGGUUUUCAAGUGAAGCAUAUUCAAGAUUGAAGGCUAUACAUUAUGUUCUAGACCCCGGAUCGUUGAAGCAAAACGAGGGGAGAAUCUUAAGGAGUGCAGACUAGAGCAAGCCAAUAAUAGUAUAGUCAUUUAAAUUUUAUUUGACACCGCAUAAUUUUGCGUGGGUUGGUGGGGAAAAAAUGCUUUUUGUCAUGGCAAGAUGUAAUUUUGUAGAAGGUUUGAAAACCGUUUUAUAAGCUCUCAC